GGGCUAUAUUAUAUUUAAGCAAUAUAUUCCUGCAAAGGGGGAAUGGAAAUAAUAUUACGGUGCUUUCUUUCGUUAAUAACUGAGUUUUGUGUAUAUGACAUUUAUACUGUAAAUCUGACAGGAAGGCUUUUUUUUUAUCUAUCCGUUUGCGGGUGAAAUUCAAGCUAAAUGAGUGUAGUGUGCUAUUCUGUGUUGUUCUCGUCAAAAAGUGAUAAAGCAUGAUACCAUGACAACUCGUGUUCAGGCAGAUGCAGGUCACCAUGGCUCAGAGCAGUAGGAGUACAGUCUCCCAGAGUGUUCCAGCGGUGGUGGUGUGUCUUGCUGCUUUGCUCCUCAGCAAUGUCUUGAUCUACCUAUAUUUGGACUCCUUGUAUCAAACUGAUGAGCAGCUCGUGUCCUCUCACAUAGGCUGUGGGCCCCAACACUUUAAAAUGGUGACCAUGAAAAACUGCUCCCCAUGGCUUCAGUGUUCACAGAUAAAAACUGAAGUGCGCAAACUGAAGCUGAUCGGCCAGGGGGCUGUUAAAAAGGUCUAUCUGGCUGAGUGGAGAAGCCAGAAGGUGGCUCUGUCCAAACUUUUCUCUUUGGAUUACUUGGAGGAUUUUCUCCAUGGAUUGUCCAUGUUACAGGCCUUGCAGGGCCCACAGGUGGUGCAGCUAGUGGGGUUUUGCCUUGAGGAUCACAUCCUGGUUACCGAGUUCCACCCGCUUGGCUCACUGCUCAACUUGGAUGGUGUUCUUGCACAAGAGCAACACCGGCAACAUAACACAUGGCAGAUACGGCUGAGGCUGGCUACGGACUAUGUCGCUAUCCUCCAUUACCUUCAUAAUAGCCCAGCUGGGCGACGGGUUAUGUGUGAUUCCAACAGCCUGGAGAAAACUCUCUCCCAGUUUCUGCUGACAAGUGACUUUCACCUGGUAGUCAAUGAUCUGGAUGCGCUGCCUGAGAUGGACCCAUCCAGAGGCUUAUUGGUCAAAUGUGGCCACCGAGAGCUCACUGGGGACUUUGUGGCCCCAGAGCAGCUGUGGCCAUUCAGAAACAAAGGGAAGCCAUUUUCAGAUGAUCUCAUGCCUGCGUAUGAUGAGAAGACAGAUAUUUGGAAAAUCCCUGAUGUGACAAGGUUUCUGAUGGGAAGGGUACCUGGAGGAGAUUUAGUCCACUUCCAUCUUUUUCAGAUCCACGAGGAGUGCAAGAAGGAAGACCCCAAACUCCGCCCUUCAGCCCUGGAUGUUUUGAAGGUGUACACUUCAGUCUACAGCAGCAUGAUGCGAGAGAAUGCCGGUGUUAGAGACAUGCUGUAGAAUACUGACUUACAUACAAUAAAAUUUCAAGCUCAAGUUAAAAGUUUGGAACUACAGUAUCUGUUAAUUUGGACUUUUUUUUUUACACUUUUGUGUUACUUGGUCACAUUUACCUAUUUCUUGGCAUUUCAUCUGUUGAGUCUAUUCUUUUCUAUAUCAGAACACAUUGGAAUGCAUAACAGUUUUCAUACCAUGGUCACUGAGCUCAGAAGAAACAGAGACUGUUCCUCCAUGCAGGAAGAAUGGUGGCCCUUCUCUGACUGUACUUUAAGUCAGGCUAGAUGAGCACAGGUUAUCAAAUCCAGAACAUGACUGGCUGGGACUGUAUGUAAUCUAUUUUAAAAAGAUGCAAAUACAUUUAAUAAAAUGGCAUGGAGUGUUACUCAUGAAGGGGGAGUAGAUGUUAUAGUGGGAGUUAAAGAAAGCUGUGCUGUUGGCAGGAAUUUGUCUGAAGCAAAAUGGGUGUUUAUUAAAGAUAUCAA
Monopterus albus (swamp eel) is the source of this 1783-nucleotide messenger RNA. It is a transcript of the gene pomk, whose product is annotated as protein O-mannose kinase. The transcript is spliced from 3 exons. The record is from RefSeq and is a predicted model, not a curated record. Gene Ontology annotation, molecular function: protein kinase activity; ATP binding; carbohydrate kinase activity. Bases 249 to 1301 code for a protein of 350 amino acids. Gene Ontology annotation, cellular component: endoplasmic reticulum membrane. Gene Ontology annotation, biological process: protein O-linked glycosylation; carbohydrate phosphorylation; protein phosphorylation. Lineage: Eukaryota; Metazoa; Chordata; Actinopteri; Synbranchiformes; Synbranchidae.